This is a messenger RNA of Rubroshorea leprosula, 735 nucleotides long. NCBI's taxonomy places the organism in Eukaryota, Viridiplantae, Streptophyta, Magnoliopsida, Malvales, Dipterocarpaceae. The record is from the annotation of a GenBank genome assembly.
ACCAAAUCCCCUUGCCGCCUGCUGCGCCGACCUUGCACGCCUGCACUCUGUACCAGCAUCAUGACCCUGCACCGAGCACUUCUGCACCCCUGCUGCUCUGCCUCUGCACGCCACAGCAGCUCAGACAAAUUAGCAUUAUUAUUGAUUGACAGAGCAAGGCUUUUUUUAUUAUUUUUAUCUUUAUUUUUAUCUUUUAUUCGGGUAUAUAUAUAGAGAAAAAUCAGAUUAAAAGGGGGGUUUGGUUGAUUUUGGGUCUGUUUUGUUGGGGAGUUUCGGCUGAGCUUCGAUAGCAAUAGAAGGGAUUUUUCUGGUUGAUUUUCGGAGCUGGAAGGGGGUUUCUUCUGGUAUUGAGGCGGGGGUUUCUGAUUUUGGACUUUGAUUUGGGAGUCAUUGUUCUGGGUUUCGGGGAAAGGGGAGAGAAGAAAACCGAGCUGAUUCCGGCGAUAUUUCAGCCUCCUUUUGCUAGGUAUUUUCCUGCAACAGAGGAGUCUUUUUGGGGAAGCAGUGAGGGGAAUGAUCUAGGCUUGAUCUCGUGGGUGGGAUCCGCCAGAUCGGACUCUGAUCUGUUACCCAGAAAACUCCGCCGUGUUUGUUUCUUUUGUCUUCCUGUUUCCGUGACAUGCUUUUGUGAUGUUUACGUUUGUAUAUGUUUACUGAAAAUCAAUGAAAGAUAAAAAAAAUGUUCAGUUUAAUUGUGUUUCCCUUUCUUUAUGUUAAUGAAUGUUUCAUUUUAUU